Alternaria atra is the source of this 2220-nucleotide messenger RNA. RefSeq lists its product as uncharacterized. Gene Ontology annotation, biological process: DNA-templated transcription. Gene Ontology annotation, molecular function: DNA binding; zinc ion binding. The coding region runs from base 1 to 2220 and encodes 739 amino acids. The record is from RefSeq and is a predicted model, not a curated record. Lineage: Eukaryota; Fungi; Ascomycota; Dothideomycetes; Pleosporales; Pleosporaceae. The transcript has 3 exons.
AUGGAGCAGUUCACUGGCUAUAUGGUGCCAGACAAUCAACCGCAGAACAACGACAUGUUUGUGUUCAACACUGCUCUACCCCAAGGACCUCUGGAUCUGGGCGGCUACGAUGAUUUCAUGAGUUUCUCAUAUCCUGGUGCUCCUGUCAAUGGCGAUGCCGUGGACACGAGUACAUCCAACCAUCUCUUCGCCUCCAUACAAUCAAUGGAUAUGCACGGAAGCGACCCUCAGUUCUCACCGCACGAACUGGGGAGUGGCCAAAUGUUCCAACAACAGCAUAACAAGUCACAUAUGCCGAACCAGCCCCCAACGCCACCAGAUACCACGCCUCGAACGCAAAGAAGUCAACCAGCGAGCCCGCCCGGACUACAAAACGCGUUCACUCCACAACAGUAUCCCGAGAAAGCACCUAUAGAUAGACCUGCGACACCUGAUGAUGUACUCGUGCAGAUGGUGGAGCUGCUAGCUCAGCCUGACGCGUGGCACGGACUACCUGAGGGCAACAGCGAAUCCAGCCAAACUCUCUCACACGAUGCACGAGACCGCAUCGUUGCGACUGUUCAGCUACUAUUACAACGUGCACUCCGGAGCCGGCGUGCUCCCUCGCCAUCAGAUCACGGUCUCUUUGGACGCAUCGUAGUCCUCCCGCCAUCACACGUUCUCAUACAUUUCAUCGAGACGUACGCAACCCGCAUUGACUCCAUUCAACCCUACCUAGGUCUUGCUGGUUGUUCAAUCCUCAACAUCCAAGAUAUCCUCCAGAUCAACACGGCAGAUGUAGGCAUACUGCUGAUUAUACUCUUGAUCACGCAAGGCGCCAUGCUUACAGAUCAUUCUGAAUCACACAUACUCGCCAACGGCCUGAUGGAAGUAUGUAGGGUCGCGUUGGAUGAUGUUCUUGAGAGCCGAAGCAUAUCGCAGCCAAUGAUCGGAGGAAUCGCAUUGCAGUUAUUGACACUUUGCGCGAGAAGUGGGAAAGACUCCUUUGCUUCAUACGCCAUGUCGAAACGAGGUCAAUAUCUUAGCAUGUUGAAAUGUACUGGUGUCCUGCAGCCUGAACAGACCCUGCAUACUCCCAGAUCCGACGGAAUGGAACUUUGGGAAAUGUGGAAAGAACAGGAGCAGCGCAAUCGACAUGCGUAUGCGUGGGUCUACGUAGAUCUUGAGAUCAGCUUACUGCACGAUCUUCCGCCAAUACUCUCAGUCAACGACUUGCAAGUACCCUUGCCGCAGGAUAACGAUUUAUGGCAUGCCCAAUCAUAUAGCGAGUGGCUCGAGCACUCUGGCGCGAAUGGGACCAGAUCAGGCCCCUGCAACGCCGCGAAAUUCGGUGCUUGGCUCGAGCAACAGGGUACCAGUGGAGCUCGCUCAAGUCACAUGACUCCAUCGCUCAACGGCCUUUUCCGAAGUUUUCUCCAAGGCCGGCUAGCAGUGGGUGAUGAUUUACCCUUACACCAUCUUCGUCUUCUUCUCCACCCAUUGCAGGCCAUGGUGCUUGAGCAGCAGCAACUUUUGCGCAUUUUCGAUACCGAUGAGCCGUCCAACCGAUAUCGCGUUCUUUCCAAGAUCAAAAUCUUGGGUCGCUUGCAGGAGACGCAAGAUUUGCUUCAAGACUUGGGGACGCUUCUGACUCGACGCUCCAAAACGGCUGCUGUUGAGGAUGACAAGGACCAGAUACAAUCCACGGAUUUUGUAAGCAUGAUUAUGCUCCAUCUGGUUAGCUUGAAUGUCUUCACAAGCAUCCCCGAAAUCGAGAAAUGCGCCAAGGAAGUGCCACCCGCUUCGGACGCGGCCCGUGCAGAGAUGUGGCGCUGGGCGCGCUAUCCUGAAGGGGAGAGCUACGUUUUGUUUCACGCCGGGCAAAUCUUCCGACUGAUCGACAGUCUAUCAAUGGAUGCGCGACCGACUUGGUGGCCGGUAGCUUUGUACCGUGCCGCCAUGUCCUGCUGGUCACUCCGAUCUUUGGAGCGACCAUCUUCUGCAACAUCCCAACCAAUCGAAGUUUGUAUUGACGCCCUGUUACCUGCGGAAGAAGAGUGCUUUCUUAACACGACUACUGGUACGCCAGUCGUCACGCUCGACGACAAGAGACGAUUACCCAUCUUGGAUGGGAGCAACAGCUUGCAGUAUUGCAUUAGCAAAUUGGAGACGCACCCCACACAUUGCUCGCGUAACGUUCUUGAGAAGGCUAAGUAUUUCUUAGAUAGAUGGAGAUGGUGA